This is a messenger RNA of Megalops cyprinoides (Indo-Pacific tarpon), 3142 nucleotides long. RefSeq names its product CUB domain containing protein 1a (gene cdcp1a). The coding region runs from base 84 to 2606 and encodes 840 amino acids. NCBI's taxonomy places the organism in Eukaryota, Metazoa, Chordata, Actinopteri, Elopiformes, Megalopidae. The transcript has 9 exons. The record is from RefSeq and is a predicted model, not a curated record.
CCGUGAGUUGGACGUGUGCCACUGCAUUUUCGUGAGUCAAGAAGAUUUUCUUCACUGUGCCUCCUUGGGAUCUGGAAUUAAAUAUGCCAUUUUCGAUUUCGCACAGCGCUCUGAAGGUUUUCGGAAUAGUCCUUUCAGUGCUUUUGCAUACUUCAGAGAGCAGAACUCUGAUCCUUGCUCCUGACCAGGGGACCACCAUCACCAUCAGCAGGAGGGUUUCGGGGUCAAACUGCACAGUGUGUACCAUAGAGGGCCCCAAGCAGCAGUGCUUCACGGCGGUGACCCUGACCGGCACCCGCAAAACAACUGUGGAAUUUAAAUGCUCCCACCCAGAGCAGCUCUUCACAGUGGACAUCCAUGUGGACAUUGCCUGCACAGAGAAAUCCUGCAGUAGAGACAUUGUCCAGAGGGAAUCCUUGCCCUUCCUGGAAUUCAACCGCACCUUCACCUGGGACCUGAAAACUGAUCAUUCCCAGUCCUUUGAGGUGGCCUUCUCUGAGGUGGGAAUGAAGCAGAUCCUACCAUCUGAGAAGUGCCCAGACCAGCACACCUACACCUUCACCGUUUACCAGGCAACCGGGCCAGCCACCAUCGGGACCUUCUGCCGAAAUGGCUCCAUCACCACCAUCCUAGCGCUCUCCAAGGCCAGGCUGUUACUGGAGGUGCCGGGGGGGAGGAAGUUGGACCCUGCAGUCUACAACGUCUCCGUUGGGCCAGAGAUCAAAACGUUUGCCGUAGUUGAAGUUGCGCUGCCUCACGGGUCAUCAGCGUCCGAGUUCUUCUCUCCCAACUACCCCAACAGUUUCCCUGAUGAUGACCUGAUGUCUUGGGACUUUGAGGUCCCGCCAAAGCACUUUGCAACUGUGCGCUUCCUGAAUUACACAAAGCCGGAGUGCAUGAAGAAGGAUGCGGUGGUGGAGUACCACAGACCCGGAAAGUUCGCCAUUGUGAAGGAGCUGGAGGACCCACAGCCCAGCGGCAGGCAGGGGGACUUCUCCCUAUUCCUGAGGAACUGCGAGAUGGAGAGGGGGACCAAUGCGUCAGGCCUGUCCCUGCAUUUCCAGGUCUCUGUGGCCAGGGGCAGCCGCCCAGAGUUUUGCACGGUAGACCUGCAGAAGGAGAAAGGCCUCGUGCUCCACAUUGAGAAAGACGCCAAGUCAAAAUGCGAGUUGAAACAAGACUCAGUCAUCCAAGAGAAGAUCACUGUGUCUUCUGGGAAGGUGACUCUCUCUUUCCAGGACUGUCUGAGCAAAGACCUGAAUUUAACCAUCAGCAAAACCAUAGAAUGUUUGCAGUGGGAGAAGUGCCCAGUGGGCCAGGUUCCUCUUGCUGUCCCCGCCCUGGAGACAUGCCUGCCCAAGCCCUUACGCAAAAUCACCUGGCAUCUGCAGGCCCCUGAUGGUGGCACUGUGGAGCUACUGCCCUCUUCAGGCAGCCUCCGGCAGUCACUGCCCAGCCAGCGGUGCAACAGCAGCGUCUCUCUCACUGUUGCUGAGGACAGUGGGGUCACCGUUGGAAGCUUCUGUCCCCUUGGCCCCAUCAAGAAGGUCCAGAUCCAUGGCAGUGUUUCCAUCACUGUUACCCCAACAGGCAGCAUGGACCUCAGCAAAGCUUCAAAGCCCUUCUUCAACAUCUCCUUCAGCAAAGAGAUUAGAGAGAGGUACAUCUUCACAGUCUCCCCUGAAAAGGACACCCCGACAAUCCUUGGCACACCCGGCUGGCCGGCCGGGAUGAAGUCCUCCUCAACGGUCUCAUGGCUCGUCUUGGUGCCCCCAGAGUACCAGGCAGAACUGCUGUUCACCGACAUCAGCCAGCCCAAGUGCAGGAACGGUCACACCAGCAUGAAGGUGCAGACCCUGGGCUCCAAGGAGGAAAUGUUCAGCCGGCGCGAGGAUGAGAAGGCCGAGGUCAAGCUGACCGUCCCGGAGAGCUUCUACCUCAACAUGUCCAACUGCCAACCUGAGUAUGGAGAAUUCUACGUGCUGAGUCAGAUCACCCUUCAGAAGAACACCAGCCUCCUCCUAGGCAUCAUCUUGGGCACCGUUGGUGCGUUGCUGCUUCUGAUGCUCAUCAUUCUAAUCGUAGUGUGCGUGGUGAUCAGGAAGAAGAAAAGGCAGAUGGCUCAUGCAGUGUCUAUCUACAACCCCAAUGGGAACACCUAUUUGCCAGGACAUCCGCGGUUCCCCAAAACAAGGGCAGACAAUGAGUCUCACAUCUACGCCUCCAUUGAUGACACCAUGGUGUACGGUCACCUGCUGCAGGAAUCCAGCUACCCCAUUCCCAUGAACAGUUAUCAUGGGAGGCCACAGGUGGACAUCUACCGGAGCUUCACUGGACCUGUGGAGGCCCCGCCCCCACCCCUACCCCACGAUCGGGUCAUGAAGCCGCACACCGAGAUAGAGAACCCCGAGGUGGAUGUGUACCGUCCCUUCGUGGACCCAUCUGAAAGUGUUCUGCCUGUCCCCCACCAUACUGUGAGCCAUGAGGACAGCCUGGGGAAUGAAGCCAUGGUGGACAAUGAGCUGUACACCAGCAAUGGAAAAACCUCACUGCCCCACACCCUCAAUAACAGUGAGCAAAGAGCAGAGCAGAAGCAUGCAGCAUAGGGGGCAGCCAAGGGUGGGGGGUGUGAGUAUGUUGGAGGUGCACAGGAAGGGGUCAGCACAUUGCUGUCAUUGAAAUAUGUCUCACUGCGGCAAGUGGCAGGCUACAGCGGCAUGCUACAGUGAAGAGUUCCAUAUCUUUGUCCAGGUGACAUUCUGUUAAGAUUUGGAGCUGGCAAUGAUGAAAAUAUUCCUUUCAUUUUCUACCCCACCUUGCAGGGCAAAGUCUGUGCUUUUGUUCUGUACCACCACCAAAAUAAUGGUACCCCACUCGAUUGUCUCAGAAACAUACAUACUUUUACAGUACACCAUGGGUUUUAAUAGGAGGCAGGAGUUUCUUUGCAAUUUCCAUUAAAUCAGAGAGGACUUUUACUGCCCCCUAGAGGACAAAUGUGACUGAGGAAAUGGGGGAAGAACUUCUGCGUAGUUUUUCUAUAUUCUUACAAAAGGUUCUCGUCCUUCUAGCUCCAGCAGAGAGUCUACUAUAGAGAGUUGCUCUGAAAUGUCUGAAAUGUCAACUAUAUUCUCUACUACCUCAC